AUGAAUAUCCGCCAGGUGUUUGCGAAGACACCUCCGGAACUCAAUGACACUGUGCGACGGCUGGAGCAUAAAACUAUUUCUAUGAGCAUCAUAAUCCUCGGUGUCUCGAACAACACGGGCAUAUUCACUUUCUAUCAUGACCUUGAUGAGCUCCAGACUAUACGGCCCAGGAGAGACAUCGGUAUGAUCAAUCCUCUCCGGGAAUUCAGGUCCCUGUUUCAGCAGCCCCGUUUUGGCGGCCGCAAGAGGCUUUGGGAUCUCAGUGUCAAAAUCCUGGAUCUUCUGGAAGAGCGAUUUGUCUGGGUCUUAGGAACUCGGAACAAGGGAGAGUAUGCCCCUGCACUUGUCAUAAAAGUAUGGAAGGCAUCCAGGGAGGAUAUAGACAUCCUUCACAUUUCCGCUGCGUUUUCUUUCUCCUCCGAAUUCGCCAUGUCGGUCCAGAAUUGA
Molecule: messenger RNA, 447 nt
Organism: Aspergillus tanneri
Lineage: Eukaryota; Fungi; Ascomycota; Eurotiomycetes; Eurotiales; Aspergillaceae
Exons: 2
Coding region: 1-447 (148 amino acids)
Source: RefSeq, a predicted model, not a curated record